Molecule: messenger RNA, 3516 nt
Organism: Ostertagia ostertagi
Lineage: Eukaryota; Metazoa; Nematoda; Chromadorea; Rhabditida; Trichostrongylidae
Source: the annotation of a GenBank genome assembly
AUGCGACUAACACAGCGCAGAUGGUUAGCUGCACCAACACAAAUAGAGGCAUUGGUGUUGAGUGAGAGAAAGAGGUCAUACAUACGAGCGCUACUAUUCUUCGAUACAGGAGCCCACGUAAGCUUGAUAGAAGAACACGUGGCGGAAUCUCUAGCACUUCCAGUUUUCCAUUCUGAACAGUGUACCCUAUCUGGCAUUGGAGGAAUCACAGAUACUUUCGUCUGCCAUCAUGUCCGAAUGAACAUUCUGAGUGCGCAUGGCAAGGAACUACAGAUUCCCCUACGGACAAAGCCAACACUGGUCGAGGGUUUUCCGUCAGUGCUUCUCACUGAGAAAGACAUCGAAUUCAUGGAGGAAAAUGAUAUAUGCCUUUCAAACAGUCGCGUGCGAGGAGAAAUGCAGAGACCGCACAUCAUUAUUGGAAUAGAUUUGUUCAGUUCCCUGGUCUUAGAACAUGUCCCUCCUGAGGAAAUAAUAUGCGCUCCAGCCGCAGAAGUUGAAGAGAAAGAGGAGAACGGAGAAUUAGUGGAUCUACAGCGAUUCGGUAGCCUGUCGAAAACAUUGAGAGUCAUAGCAUACGUGGCAAAAUUCAUACAACGACUUGUUGAAAGAGUAAAUACGAAGAAAAGUCGUAACAUGCAGCUUCGUAGCGUAUCUCAGUUCGAUCCACAACCAUAUAUUACCAAAAAGGACAUGGAGCUCGCAGAACUGAUGAUCCUCAGGCAUGAACACAAAGCAAUCACCCUGAAGGAAUUGCAAGCUCGCAACAGGGACAAGAACAUCUUCCGAGACGAACAGGGAAUAAUCCAGACCGAACGAACAGGGCCGACAACGGCACUUCCUGCGCCUCCACACAGGCGUCCGACUUUGCCACGAGCCGCAAAAACGAAAGCAUACGAAGCACGGCAGCAAAAACAGCAAGAACGCCUUCGCGAGUGCUCACAGAACGAACAGACGACUCGAACACAAGCUCCUCAUUUAAACGAGAGCUCUAAAAAGGAGAAAUUCCCCAGUCAUAAGAACAUGGAGACCUUACUCUUCCUGACGCUACUCAUGAUAUGUCCAGCGCUCACACACCAAAAGACCAUUAGUUGUUUGAAUGGCUCCGUAACUAUUUGGCCGCCACAGUCAGCCUUUGAACUGUGCUUUGACAGUACAUGCAAGCGUUUUGGCAAACUUACGACCCCACUGCAGUACAAGCUGCCACCUUCUCCCACUAAUUCCGCCAUAAAGGUAACGAUGCGACAUAGGAACGGCACGGAAACACGAUUUUGCCACUCGAUUCCAUUUUGCGAACAUGCGUCCAAGUUUCUGUCGAAACGUUUACUGGCCAACCCACACUGUUGGCCCACAGGAGCGCUGAUAACCUUGGGAGUUAUUCUGUACUUCUUUGCUAGUAUGCUCGUUAUGGUAAUAUGGUUCGUUCGCAACCGUUCGAAGAAAAAGAAGGCUAAAGGAGCUACUGCAAGUCUUUCACCAGGAAUCGAAUCCGUCGAACUUUCGGUCUUGAAUCCACGUCACAAGCCCGCACCAUUCUCGUUAAGUUCGUUUUCUCCUGCGAUUCUCCGACCUUUGCCUAUUACCGUGAUAAUAGGCUUGUGUCUUAUAGUUGCAGUCCAAGCAUGUCAAAACGGAUUCAUACGCCAUUCGAUCGAAUUAACUUGCACAGAUCAUAAUGAGUGCCACUAUGAAUACAGAGACGAGGUACUGUUCAACAAGGUUCAGUCAAGUCUAUGCAUCGAAUUACGCCACUCAAAUGUGAGUGUGGGGUCUAUCAAACUCCAACGACAGCCUCUACAAUUAGAGUGCUCUAAAUUGUCAUGGUUUUGGACAAGAUCAACGCAACAGCAAGUUCGCUACGUAACACGUUGCCGAGGAAUGGGUUCAUGUACCGGCAAUACUUGCGAAUCAUUAGAGCCGAAAAGAGUUAUUCCUGAACUAAACAGUUCCGCGAUGUAUCCGGGAUACUCUGCAUGUUCAGUUCAGUGUAGUGGGAUCAAUUGCAUCUGUGCGAUUCCUAUACGGCCCUGCACGUUUUUCCGUGUUAUCCACGUUCCCAUAUCACCGAACGUGUACGAAAUAUUUGAAUGCUCUGCAUGGGAUCCCAUCAUCAAGAUCGACGCUACAAUUCGCAUCUACAACGAACAGCGAACAGAAAGGCUUACAUUAUUGCCAUACACUACGGCUUCGUUCGGAAAUUUUAACUUCACGGUGAUUUCUCUACAGAAGAUGCAACUACAUCGUCACCAAUUCCGUGCAGACUACGAACGAGACUAUUGCUCUUCCUCCCGACUUUCAUCUUUCCGCGAGGACAGGCACGAUCACAAUUUUCUUCUGCAUAAACGCUCAUUUUUGUGUUGUGAUGUGAGUGGAAAUAGGCCACGGUGUCACUGUCCUCACAACAACCUAUCACAGCUACGCCGAAAUCCUGAUUACGUUCUUUCGAUUUACAAACCACGCUUUACGCUCAGGGGCGUGAAUCGUUCGAUCGUGUCAGAGUCUACCGAAGAGGAGUUGACUUUGGCGAUCUCGUCUACCAUUAACCUUGACAGGGCAACCCUCAGCAUCAGCGAACCAUGUGUUCUGGACAUCGGACCGCUACAAGGUUGCUAUAGCUGCACUCAUGGUAGCCGAGCUUCAAUAUCCUGCUUUACGCUGUCGAAUUCAUGGACCACAAUUAAAUGUGAAAAAUAUGUUUUCUCAGUGGAAUGCAAUCCACACAACAAGACCACACUCCUACACUUAGCAUCUAAUAAGGCAGUAGUUGACUCCGAAUGUUACACUACGUGUGGAGGAAGAAAUGUGUCGGCAAAGCUUCAAGGCAUUUUGUACUACCAUCCCUACGUGGAUACCUCGAACAUCAUGGUAGUCAGCACUUCUGAGGUUCUACCCCAAUUUGAUUGGUUCGACGACUUUAGCCUACCGGACCUUUCGCCACUAUGGCUCGUAGCAGUCAAUCAUUGGAGCUCCCAUGCCACAAAUGCGCCAGAACGUCACCUCCAAUGUGACGAGGAGCAACGCCACCUGGCAUGGCUUUUCGCUUGUAGUCUCUUUUUGUAUUGGGCGCCGAAAAAUCAAGCAGGGUCCAUUCGCAUCUGUAUGGCCGACGACAUCGACCGCGAUAUUCAGCUGAUGGAGCUGGAAUACCGCGCUUCCAUGGAAUCGCUCACCGAAACCGUCUGCCGAAUUUCUAAUCGUCUAGAAGCGGUCCUUUCGAAAGUGUCCCAAAUUCAAGACGACAUUCAUGUGCUAAUGGAGCGUACUGCUCCCACGUCGAAUUGUGCCUUCUGUCCAGUUGGUGAAAAUCUCGACAAUCAUCAUACAGCCCGCUGUCAUCGUCAUCCUGACCCGGUUUCGAGAGCCAUGCGAGCAUCUGAACUACACUUAUGCGUGCGAUGCUUGCGUCCUGAACACGGUGGAAAUUGCAAUGUAACUUGUUCUUUUUGCCGUGGCGGACACAACAACGUGCUAUGCUCGCAAAGAACUGCUGCACCAUUCAAACGCCGUCACCUCUGA